Molecule: messenger RNA, 1455 nt
Organism: Punica granatum (pomegranate)
Lineage: Eukaryota; Viridiplantae; Streptophyta; Magnoliopsida; Myrtales; Lythraceae
Source: RefSeq, a predicted model, not a curated record
AUGAAUUGAUUAAUCAAAGCUUCUUCAUCUUCAUCCCAUCUUCUUCAUCAUCAUCAUUCUCUCUCUCUCUCUUCCUCCUCUGUCUUUCUCUCUGAUUAUCUGAUGUUCAAUAUGUAUCGGAUUCCGACGUUCGAUUCCUGAGAAGUUUCGGUCGAAGAAGCAAUUUCUUUCACUUCCUCAUCCUUUGGCAGACCGAAGCCAUUGGAUGCUCGCCGGUGCUAAAGUGGAAGAAUGAGUAACCGUUCGUACGAGCUGGCGAGGCCUGCCUCAGGCAAGAAAAGACUAAAAGAUUUGCUGCUCCAAAGUGAUAACCGCGUAUGUGCAGAUUGUGGUGCGCCAGAUCCUAAAUGGGCGUCGGCAAAUAUUGGAGUUUUUAUAUGCUUAAAAUGCUGUGGUGUUCACAGAAGUUUGGGCACCCAUAUCUCAAAGGUUUUAUCUGUAACGUUAGAUGAUUGGUCUGAGGAAGAGAUUGAGGCCAUGAUUGAAGUUGGGGGAAAUUCUUCUGCAAAUUCUAUAUAUGAGGCUUUUAUUCCUGAAGGGGUCUCAAAACCUCGACCUGAUUCCAGUCAUGAGGAGCGCUCAAGGUUCAUCAGGUCCAAAUAUGAGCUUCAAGAAUUUUUGAAGCCUAGCUUGCGAAUUUCAUCCAUACCGACGGGAUCGGGAAGAAGCACUCUUCAGUCAAGUUUCUCAAGAAAAAUUAUGGAUAGUUUCAGAAGUUCAAAUACUUCACAGAAGUUGGAGGGCAUGGUGGAAUUUAUCGGCGUGCUGAAGGUGAAAGUGGUAAAAGGCACUAAUUUAGCCAUCAGAGAUAUGCUGUCAAGUGAUCCUUAUGUGAUUCUGACCCUUGGGCAGCAGACGGCUCAAACGACAGUGGUAAAAAGCAACUUGAACCCAGUCUGGAAUGAGGAGCUUAUGUUGUCUGUUCCUCAGCACUUUGGGCCCUUAAAAUUGCAAGUUUAUGAUCAUGACACGUUCUCGGCAGAUGACAUAAUGGGGGAGGCAGAGAUCGAUCUCCAGCCAUUGAUCACAUCGGCUAUGGCUUUUGGGGACGCAGGGAUGUUCGGGAAUAUGCAGAUUGGAAAGUGGCUCAAGUCUCACGACAAUGCCCUCAUAGAAGACAGCACUGUGAACAUAGUGGACGGGAAGGUGAAGCAGGAAAUCUCCCUCAAGCUCCAGAACGUCGAGUCCGGCGAGAUUGAUAUCGAGCUAGAGUGGACGCCCCUCGAUCAAUAGGUAUGAAAAUUUGAACGGAUUGUUUUUGUCCCCCAUUUUUUUUCCCUUUUUGUUCGUUCAUUAUAUAAGCCAGAAUAAACUAUGCUGUAACGAUUCCCUUUUACAGUGUAUUUAUUGAAUUUUUGGAUUCAAUCUUAAAUUAUGACGACAAUAUAUUGGAGCAUAUAAGCAGGAACUGCUUGUAUCAUUGAGUUAAUGAAAGUGCCCCCUGAAUUUUGUAUC